Messenger RNA from Pyrus x bretschneideri (Chinese white pear), 1226 nucleotides. Its product is annotated as protein MODIFIER OF SNC1 11. NCBI's taxonomy places the organism in Eukaryota, Viridiplantae, Streptophyta, Magnoliopsida, Rosales, Rosaceae. The transcript is spliced from 6 exons. The coding region runs from base 106 to 762 and encodes 218 amino acids. The record is from RefSeq and is a predicted model, not a curated record. Gene Ontology annotation, cellular component: nucleus. Gene Ontology annotation, biological process: poly(A)+ mRNA export from nucleus.
GCACAUUCACUAUUCGACUCUUCGCAUUCACAACCUAACCUACACCCAAACACCUCUCUCUCUCUCUCUCUCUCUCUCUCUAACCUUCUUUGCCGCACUUCUCCAAUGGCCACCGACACACAGAAGCCCAGCGAUCCCAUCACCGCCUUAGAAGCCCCUAAGAAAACCCUAGAACCCUCCGCGGCCCCACCCACGGCCACAAUUCCGGAUCGACCCGAUAACCCGUCCGCUGACACUCCAUCUGAUCCACCUCCGUCGUCCGAGGUUGCCUCCAAAGAAAACGGGUCCAAGGCUGACUCUGAGGAUCCCAAGACUGACUCUGCCACCGGUGACGCGGCUGCUCCGGCUACCGCCAUUGAGAAGAAGUUGCGCCGUGCCGAGCGGUUUGGGAUAUCCGUGCAGCUCACAGAAAAAGAGAAGCGCAACUCUCGCGCUGAGAGGUUUGGUACUGUUUCUACAUCACACGGAUCCGAAGCAUCUAAGAAAUCAGAGGACUUGAAGAGGAAGGCUAGAGCAGAGAGGUUUGGGCUUCCUGGCCCUGCUGUGGUGGGUGAUGAGGAUGCAAAGAAGAAGGCUCGUCUUGCUCGGUUUGCUCCUAAUGCCAAACCAGAUGCUAAAACUGAUCCUCAGGAAGAAGAAAAAAGAAAGGCGAGGGCUCUCAGGUUUUCAAACACCUCGAAAGGUUCUCUUACUCAAGUGAAUGAUAAGGGUAAUGUUGAGCAGAAGGCAGCCAUAGCAGGCAGCGCUGGUGGAGAGGUUUGAAGAGAAGUUUCAUUUCUUAGUAGUAUAGGAUUCUAACAUUUUGUCGUUCCCUCAGAGCCGUCCGUACCCAUAGAUAUCUCUGAUUGCAUGGAUUAUCAGGUGGAGUAUUUUUCCAAUGGUCAAUAGGUAUCUUCGACAAGUUGCUGAACUCAAUUUGGCAGUGUAGGGGAGUGUUAUUUCAUGCUUGGUUUGGGCUCCUUUCUCAAAUUUCCUGGUGAGGCUUUCAAUAAUCAACAAUUACCUACUUAGUGUUAACCUACCCUGCAAUUUUACCAAGAAUGUCAGAAAUUCAGUAUUUACAAUCUAGGGAAAUUUAGUACUAGAGGAUGCUUUAGUGGCAACUUUUGGUUGGUCACUUAUCCAACUGAUGUAUGACACAAAGAUAAUAUCUUGUAAUUGUUUAGCUUGCAUAAGCAUGAUGCAGUGUUGAACAGCAGUAAUAUGAGUUUGGUUUGCUAAGUCUA